AAGCCUCUAGCCUCGUUUUAAAUUCAUAACAACACUGCAUUAUGUAUAUGAGUUAUCACUUUAAGGGUUGAGUUUUUUCAAAUUGCUUCCUUCUGGUGUUCAAUACUUUUUAUGUCUCGAAAAUGGAAAAUCGUCGAGAAGAUACCGAAACCGCACUGGUUCCUCCUCGCCCUCGUUCUGUCGAGCAAAGCAGGGCGAGUCCAGCGACCAUUUUAGACUCUCAUCAUUGUUCCUCUGUACCAGCCUAUCUCCCCAACACAGAGAAAGGUGAACAAAGAGAAACUACAGAAUCAUGUCAACAACCCCAAACCUCAGACAUACCACCUCUUAUCCCAGAAAAACGCAGUUCGCCUGCCAACACAAUACAGGACAUUGCCACCUCCCAGCCACAUCAGGACGUACACCAGACAGAGGGAUUUCCUCAGCGUCCCCAAAUCCCACCCUUAAUACCAACAGAAACGCUGCUUCGGAAUGAAAACCAAACUCCCUUGGCAGAUUCUACAACGACUCCAUCUUCAAAUCAAGAUGGGAGCCCUGCUAGUGUUAUUGAUAUCAAAGAAAGUGGGGAGAACCAGCAAACUAGCUCCAAUCUUUUAAGUGGAGGUAUAGACAGCUUAGUGACACAGACCGUGCCAAUCCCAAUCCCGAGCACUAUUGGGAACAUAACCACCGCAGGCCCAGAAAAUGGACCUCUAGAGGAGUAUGCUAGUCGUUCCAUUAAAAGUGAACCGGGGGUAGUAUCAGAACCAUCUUGUUCAAUUUGGGGGACAUCUAACUAUCAGACAUCUAGUAUAGAUUCGACAGAAUUGGCCAACAUGCAGCAGUAUCUUCAGUACCCGGGUUACACCAAUAGGUAUGACACCUCAAACCAACAGAAUUUUGACAGCGCUGGUAGAUGUUCUAGUCAUGCAAAUAGUGUAACAGUUGAGGACCCAAUGUUACCCCGUGAUGUGAGUGCUGAUAUGGAUGACAUUAACAACCCUUUCUAUACAACUUACCCCAACAUGUUUCUCAAUCAACAGCAAGCUUAUUCUGCAGCGGUGCCGUACGGAGACACCUCACAAAAACCAAUACAGACCUCACAAACAUUACCGCCUUCUUACUUUGAAAAUGUAAAGAAAGCUUGUGAUGUCACCUCAAAGAAUGUAAAUGAAGCCCAUGUAACCUCAUGUAGACCCAAACUUGAACACGAUACAGAUGGAAUUCAACCCAAAAAAGUCAUAGUUCCGGCAGAUCCCCAGACGUGGACUGAAGGGGACGUGCAUCAAUGGCUUGAAUGGGCCCGUAAUGAAUACAAACUAAGAGACCUAGACGUGAUCCGCUACCAACAGAUAGACGGGAGACACCUCUGUAACAUGAGCAAGGACCAGUUCACCCACCUCUUCGGUCCCCUUAACGCUGAAAGUCUUUACUCACAUCUUAACUUUCUCAGACAUGGUCCAGCACAGGUGACGUCCCCUACUUGUCCUUCUGUGUCCUCCUAUGUUCACGGGUCGGGAGGAUCAAUCAAGCAAAACGCAGAUCCAGGAUUCACAAAAUCGGCUUGGUCUCCGCAGCCCAGCCAAAACUCACAGGACCCGUACACCUUACUGGGACCCUUGGUGGGGCGGUUAUCCAGCACAGGAAGUGGGCAGAUUCAGUUGUGGCAGUUUCUGUUAGAACUGUUGUCUGAUAGAAGAAAUGGUUCUUGUAUUGCAUGGGAAGGCAGCAAUGGCGAAUUCAAGUUAGUGGACCCAGAUGAAGUGGCGCGUCGGUGGGGAGAGCGAAAGUCGAAACCGAAUAUGAACUAUGACAAACUAAGCAGGGCACUCAGGUAUUACUACGACAAAAAUAUAAUGACGAAAGUGCACGGAAAACGAUACGCUUACAAAUUUGACUUCGUCGGCCUUACUCAAGCGAUGCAACCUUCAACUCCAGAGACGAACGCUUACCGAUAUCAACACGAGAUGUUCAGCAUGUCAGGAUAUCCCCCUCCCAGACUCAAUUACUUAUCUCCGCAUGCACCCAUUCCAACGACUACGGCAGGAUUUCUGUCCCCUACAGCUACAUAUUGGUCAACGUCAACCAAUAACAUUUUCCCGAACACUUUGAACCACGUGAUGCCAGGACAUCCGGGCACUUUGCCUUCCCACAUGAGCACAUUUUACUCAUGAUUACAUCAUUUUGCUUUCAUCAAUUUGUAAUUAUAGCGAUGUAAACAAGGAUUUAUUUUGUCUAUUUUUGUUGGUCAAAGAUCAUCAAUGUUUUUUUCCUUAUAUUUGUUAACUAAGCUCAUUUUUGUCACUUUAUUGUCUUACACAAGAAAACUGUAUUUCAGUUGCCUAAAUUUUACCAGACCGAGUGUUUGGCAAUUAGUCACUUAAUUGUUACCGGUACCCCCCUUUGAUACAUGAAUACGUUAGUGUUCUCUGUAUAUAGGAAAACGGGAGUAGUUAACCGCACAUUUAAAUUAAAUUAGUAUUUGUAUCCCCCCCCUCCCCAAAAAAAAAUACAUAACAGCUGGACCAAAUAUAUAUUGACGUGGUUACCUUUUCAUUAGAUUGUAUUGCAUUCUGGUGUAGUUGAGGUUUAAGUGACGCUACAGUAGGUAUGUUUAGAAUGACAUGACAUACAUGUACGUCAUUGACCAGUAAAAACAAACCUUUCCGAAUCACUCCAACUCAGAUAGGCAUACUUUGUCCCUCAUUACCCUGCAACCCCUGUAAACCAUUCUUCCCGUCCCCUAGCGAAUCAACAACUACUACAUUUGUUCCCCGCACCCUCUGAUCUGAAACAAUGCACACCCUUUCUCUCCACCCUCUGAAACAAGCCAUUCUGCCCCACUUCUGUGAAAACAAAGCCUUUUGCCCUUGAUGAAAAAAUAUCCUCUAACCAGUCCAAGAGAACAAACUUUUUUACAUAGAGUGUGAUCAACUUUAGUUUUAAAAAAAAAAAUGAUUUUUAAGUCUCAUGACUAGUAACUCGCAAGGUUUGAUCAAACAAGCGUCCCCACUUCCCUUAAAAAUACUGUGUGUGAAUAAUUCUUAGUAACAGAUAUAUACAAGUAUUGAGAUUGUCACUUCCACGUUAUGCUUGGUUUUUUUUUCUUUUCCUGUUACAGGUAGUGUUGUUCUUGCCGGAAUUGUUAAGUAUGAUUUUUGGCUGCAUUGUUUUUUAAGAUACGGAAAACAAGUCGAACCAUUCUUGUAUAUUUCAUAUCAUUGCACGUACUCUGUUGAUCUGUAAUUUCUCUUUUUUUGUUUGUCACACAGCAUUAUGUUUCAAAUUACUAGGCCAGUGCUAUUGUUAAUUACAAGAUGUAGCUUCAAUGUAUGUAUUAUUUUUUAAAAGUGGACAUGUCUGUUAAAAUGACAUUUAUGUUCAUUCAUUUUAAUUGCUUUGCUAUCUCAGGAUAUGGUAGCAGGCUUACGUAGAACCCUUUAAAAGGACAUAGAAUACGCAGUAAGCACACAAAUUAAGGAAAGCAGAAGGAUAUUCAUGGUAUAAUGUAUAAUCACUAGUAAUGUGUAUACUUUUUCAGUCUCUUACACCGGAAGUGAUCUCAGAGAGCCUGUAUUGUUAUUAUGAUAACGGCCAUUUUGAUGACAAUUGUUGAAAAUUUAUGUAUCAUCAUGUAACUCGUUGGAAAUAAAUGUUGGAUAUGA
Saccostrea echinata is the source of this 3644-nucleotide messenger RNA. RefSeq names its product retroviral integration site protein Fli-1 homolog. The coding region runs from base 123 to 2153 and encodes 676 amino acids. Gene Ontology annotation, cellular component: nucleus. The transcript has 7 exons. Lineage: Eukaryota; Metazoa; Mollusca; Bivalvia; Ostreida; Ostreidae. Gene Ontology annotation, molecular function: sequence-specific DNA binding; DNA-binding transcription factor activity, RNA polymerase II-specific. The record is from RefSeq and is a predicted model, not a curated record. Gene Ontology annotation, biological process: regulation of transcription by RNA polymerase II; cell differentiation.